Molecule: messenger RNA, 5114 nt
Organism: Mya arenaria
Lineage: Eukaryota; Metazoa; Mollusca; Bivalvia; Myida; Myidae
Product: cytochrome P450 2J6-like
Exons: 9
Coding region: 225-1790 (521 amino acids)
Biological process (GO): xenobiotic metabolic process
Cellular component (GO): intracellular membrane-bounded organelle; cytoplasm
Molecular function (GO): iron ion binding; oxidoreductase activity, acting on paired donors, with incorporation or reduction of molecular oxygen, reduced flavin or flavoprotein as one donor, and incorporation of one atom of oxygen; heme binding
Source: RefSeq, a predicted model, not a curated record
UAAAAAUCAAUAGGAGAUGCAAGGAGUGCAGUUAUAAAAGCUCAUAUCAAGAUGAGCAGAGGGUGACAGUCUGCACUUCCCUUCUUUAAAGGGGCUUUAACAGCUGUCAAUGUGCAUUUGGCAGGGAUUUUACCAGCAGUUUGUCCCCGCAUGGCAGUGAUUUUACCCAGGAUUGGCUGGACCGAAAGUCAAAGUCCCUGCUAUUCCCCAGACCUGUGAAAAUAAUGACCAUGGCUGUUAUCCAACACAGCAACCUACAAACGGAAAACAUUCUUCUUCUGUUGCUGGUUUUCAUUCUUUCUUGCGUAUACCUCUGGAAAAGAAGUGUAUCUAGCUUCCCAGAGGGUCCUUGGAGCAUUCCAUUCACCAAGAAUCAGAAACUUCUUCAUGCUCGACCCCACAUAAGACUGACCCAGCUUAGAGAUGUGUACGGCGAAAUAUUUAGUGUAAAACUUGGUCGGCAGAGAGCAGUAGUUGUGAGCUCAUUUGAGGGCCUAAAUGAAGGUCUGGUCAAGAAAGCUUUCACACUUAGUGGAAGACCUGGUAGCUUACUCUCUGGAGUCUUUAACAAAGAAUUGCUUCAAUCAAAUCCAAGUCUUGACUUCAAGAUAAAGAGAGACUUUGCCUUGAAGAGCCUGAACAGUUUGUGCUAUAAACCCCACAUUGAAGAGACAAUGAAAGCAGAGACAGAAAAAUUGGCUUCAUUUCUACUGAGCCAAAGAAAUGUGCCCCACAUUCAGGCAAUAUUAGAACCAAUUUUCCUAAGACUCAUAAUGUUUGUGGUGAAUGGAAAAUUAUACUCAAAUGAUGAUGCAAAUUUUCAUGAAAUUUGGAAGACAUUUCAAAUUAAUUCUCAGCUCCUUGUGAGUAAAUGGGAAGAUUUGAAAAGUAUUUCUCUAUUUCAAAGUUCAGUUUCAUACAACUUCUUUCAAAUCAGAGAGAGAUCAGAAAUACAAAUGGCGUACCAGAGAGAUAUUGUUAAUAGGCACAAGGAUUGUUUUAACCCCAACAUAGUCAGCGAUUUAGUGGACUGUAGCCUGGUGAUGUUGGAACUGAAUGAAGAUAGCGGUGUGCUUUCCCAAGAAGACCUAGAUGGAAUAUUUGUUGAGUUGUGUUCGUCUGGAAAUCAACCGAUUUCUGCUACCUUAGCCUGGCUUAUACUUUACGUUUCAUACUUCCCUGAUGUUCAAGAUAAGAUAUACCAGGAGUUGACAUCAGUUAUGGGCAUUGAGAGGUCUCCACGGAUGAGCGACCAGCCACACUUGCCAUAUACAUGUGCAGUCAUCCUGGAAACACAGCGGCUAGCAACGGUCCUGCCAUUCAUGUACCCACACAUGGCUACUGAGGAUACACAAUUUAUGGGGUACAAAAUUCCGAAGGACACGGCCAUGUUGUUUAAUGUUUGGAGUCUGCACCAUGAUGCCAAACACUGGAAACAUCCCAUGAAGUUUGAUCCAGAUAGAUUUUUAGAGGAUGGUGAUCUCCGAAUACCGGACCAAUACUUGCCGUUCGGUGACGGACUGCGAUCUUGUCCAGGGGAAGGAAUAAGUGAUAUUCUGCUCUUCUUGUUUUCUACGAAUCUUCUGUAUUAUCUUCGAUUUGACCUUCAGGGGAAGGUCGACCUGGAAGGUGAAAUGAUGGGUUACGUUUUGGCACCUAAACCCUUCAGUUUGACGGUCACUCCUCGAGAAACUGUUGUCAUAGACAUAGCUGCAGAACUUGGUGAAACGCUUGAAACUUCUGUUUGUAUGAUAGAAGAUGAUGUCUCAUUUGACGAUGUUUUGGAUUGAGACAUCUUUUUUAAACAUGCAAUGGAAUGUGCAGGGCCAAGCUCUAAGCCAAAAAAUGAUCAAACGAGUUGAUUGUUCAGAUCUUUGUUAAUGUUAAUGACUUUACUAACACAAUCGUUACUUUAAAAUCUUUACUGCUCUUGAAGUUUAAUGAUAACACUUGUGAUCUGCAAUAUUCCUUACACGAUUAGAGACCACUGUUUCAGCUGUAUUCAUUUUAUUUGAAUAUAUUAGCACAUCAUCAAAUAGUUAACUUUAAAAAGUUAACAAUGAUGCUGUUCUGAACAAAGGGCCCCUUGUUUUAUUUCUGACUAUCUUUCCAGGUAAAUGUGUUCUUUUAUUCUGUUGUUGUUUGUAUGUUAAGUUUCACAGAACUGCUUUGAUUUCAAGUAUUUUUCAAAAUGUGUUUUGAAUCCCUUCUCGUUAACACUAUGACUGUAAACAUUAUAUUAAUAAGUUACCUGUUUUUAACAUAUUGCAGAGCCUAUGUUUUGGUGAUACCAGAAAAUAUUUCAAAAAGACAUGGUUAUUCAGUAUUCAAAACACGCAGUAGUAUGAAUUUUCUCUACUGAUAAGUCAUUGAAAUUCUAGUCUUUGUCUUUUGAAUAUUAUUUUUUGCUGAACACAUUAAAAGAAUUCAUGAUAGGUUUUAUAUUUAAUUAUUUAAUUUAUAUUUUAAAUUGUUAUUCAGAAAUAUAUUCUGUUUUUUAAAAUCAAUCAAUAAAACUUAAUAUCAGCUCAAAGAAUUUAUUAUAUAUAUAUUAUGCCAAAACUGGUUUAUAUACACUUUUGAUCUCAAAAUUUGCAAUCUUUUAUAUUUUACACUAAACGCAGCAUUUAAAAGAUGCAUGGUUGGUUUUGAUCCCCUUUAUCGUAAUUAAGUAUUAUAGCUCUCUAAAAUGACACUUAGUCAUUGUAUGACUACACCUGUCAGAUACUGAAUUCCACUCUGCAGAGCUAAAUUUUGUAUUUUCUGUACCAGAUCAAUCACAUAUUACUCAGCAUAUUAUUGGGGUUACCAUUCAGUCCUUUACAAACAAAUACUGUGCUAAACAGUAUUUAUUCAAUGCUGUUCUGACUCAAUGUUUACAUAUUGUUCAUGCAUGUACCGUAAUGAUUUCUGUAUACAUGCUGUUACAUAGAAAUAAGCUUUUAAAUGUUGGUAAAAUAAUGCUUGGUAUAUUUCUGCCCUUUUUCUUACUCGCAAUGUUAUUCAAUGACAAAUCAUAGAAUGUGACAUAAACUGUACACAAGCAAAAAGACUGAUGACUUUGGUUUAUAUCCCAUUUAAUGGAGGACAAAAAUUAAAAAUCAUUGCGAUUGUCAAUAAAACUAGUGAUUAUACCUUAUUAUCAGUCAAUAACUGUAUAUAAUACCUGUUUGGUUUGCCAGUUUUUUUAUAUUCAUGUGCUGUAAACUGUGAUCACUUCUGAUUGGCGUUUUUGACAUUUCUGAUCUUCAUUUAAAUGUCUUUUGUUUUUUUUCGAUUUUUAGCUUGACUAUUUGAAGAAUAAGGAGUCUUUACGACUUGCUCUGGUAUCAGCGUUUGGUGAGAGUUUUAUGGCAGGUUGGCAUUUGCACUGCUUACUCCAAUACCCUUCAUUCAAUUCACUUAAUACUUUAUACAGUUGUUCAGGACCAUCACACAAUGAGGUAACAUAACUCCAUAUCAUCCUUAAUUCAAAUUAUUGCCCCUGAUUGACGUAGGAACUUAAGUUUAAGUUUAAGGGCACACUGAGUCAGAUUAAAGCUUGAAGGCAAGUUUGGAUUUUUAUUUACAACUUCUAUAACCUUCAUUCAUUUGACUUAAUACUUACACAAUUAUUGACGACAAGCUAACAAUUAGGUUAUAUAACUUCAUAUGCACCCUAAAUACAAAUUAUGGCCCUUGAUUGACUUUUUUGUAACUUAUUGCUUUUGACAGGCACAUUUGUCACAUAGUAUAACCUCAUUAUUAGAAUGAUGUACUUCGUUGUUCGUGCGGGCAGGCAGCUUGGCAGGUGGCGUCAAAUCUACCUAUGAAACUGAAUAACGUUUGUUAGAGUACAAAUAUCUUGACCAAACUUUGUAUAAAGAUAGAAAUUAUGGAGACCUUUCAUGGGACUUAAAUUAGGGACUCUAGGGUCAAGGUCAAGAUCAAUGUAACUAAAAAUAGAAAAACAGUUGAAACGGAAUAACUGUUGUUAGGAUUGACACACCUUGACUAAAAUUGGUAUUUAGGGGGAGUUUAUGUAGACCUUUCAUGCGUUUGGGGCCCCUGGGGUCAUGGUCAAGGUCACUGUGACUGAAAAACGAUUGAAACUGAAUAUCUUAAUUAGGGUUGACAUAUCUUGACUACACUUAGUGUUUAGGAAGAUUUGAUGGAGACCUUUCAUGGGAUUGUGGUGGGGGCCCCUAGGGUCAAGAUCACUGUUACUAAAAUAGAAAAAUGGUUAGUACUGAAUAACUGUAGUUACGGUUGACAUAUCUUUACUAAAUAUGAUAUUUAGAAAGAGUUUAUGGAGAAGUUUCAUAGGGGACCUUUCAUGGGAUUGUGGUGGGUGCCCCUAGGGUCAAGCUCACUGUUAUUAAAAAUAGAAAAAUGAUUAGUACUGAAUAAAUGUAGAUGGUUGACAUAUCUUUACUAAACAUGGUAUAUAAAAAUAGUUUAUGGAGAAGUUUCAUAGGGUUGCAUUUGGAGCCCCUAGGAUAUAUUUCAAGGUCACUGUUAUUAAAAAUAGAACAACUGUUGAACUGGAAUAACUUUAUUUAGGGUCGACAUAUCUUGACUGAACUUGGUAUUUAGAAAGAGUUUAUGGAGAACUUUCAUUGAAUUGCAUUUGGAGUCCCUGGGGUAAAGGUCAAGGUCACUGUCAUUGAAAAUAGAUGACCAUUGGAGGACUUUUAUGGGAUUGUGUUUGGGGCCCAAAGGGUCAUGGUCAAUUUCUCUGUUACUAAAAAUAGACAAAAAAUGUUUAAAACUGAAUCUCAUAACAAAGGCUGAUUUUUUUCUGUCAAUCAUUAAAAACCUGGUUUUGUCACAUUGCAGCAUUUCUUGUUUACUUUUUAAUUUGACCUUUUUUAUUUUUGACAAGCACAUAGUACAUCAUUUUUGAGUUCAUUUCUUAGACAAAGCGGCGUAUAGUUAAGCACACUGUCCAAUGACAACUCUUGUAUAUGAAAAGUUUGUAAGUAGUAUGAACAUGCAUUUGAUAUGUUAUAUGUAUCACCAAUUUUGAUAUGCUCAGUAUUAUUGUAUGUAAAAGGGUAACUUUUAUUAUUUAUAUUAUACACUGUUUUGAAUUCCAAAUCUUCACCUUUUUCUGAUAUUGAAAUAAAUAAAUA